AUGACGAAAAAAACUGUUGGGUUCGACUGGGGCGCGGGCGCUGUUGGAAACUCCGUCUGGACUGGAGUCCGACUCUGUGACCUGCUUAAGCACCUCGGCAUCACGCGGCCAUCCAAGGAGCACCGCUUCGUCCACUUCGAAGGGCCCCUGGGUGAGCUUCCGCAGGGCAAGACUGGCUCGUAUGGCACCUCAAUCGACAUUGGUUGGGCCCUGGACCGGGAGCGUGAUGUGCUCUUGGCAUUUAAGCAGAACGGCGAGCUUCUGACCCCUGAUCAUGGCGCUCCACUGCGAACGCUGCUGCCUGGAUGCAUCGGCGGCCGCAUGAUCAAGUGGCUCACUUCCAUGUGGGUCUCGGAUCAGCCCUCAGAGAACCACUACCACUACUUCGACAACCGAGUCCUCCCCCCUCACGUGGAUGCGGACCUCGCUUAUGCAGAGGGCGCCUCGGGAAAAAAGAUCCUGCCUGGGGUUUGGGGGGGUUUAGGGGGUUGCGGGCGUGUUUAG
Messenger RNA from Symbiodinium natans, 504 nucleotides. NCBI's taxonomy places the organism in Eukaryota, Dinophyceae, Suessiales, Symbiodiniaceae. The record is from the annotation of a GenBank genome assembly.